Heterobilharzia americana is the source of this 1467-nucleotide messenger RNA. The record is from the annotation of a GenBank genome assembly. Lineage: Eukaryota; Metazoa; Platyhelminthes; Trematoda; Strigeidida; Schistosomatidae.
GUUUUCAUGACGACGUUAUUUGGGUGAUUUUCAAAUUGGUGUUGAUGUUGAGUGUUAGCGAGUUUAGGCUAGUCUCUACUUCUGGACAUUCUAAUUCGUUUGUUUGUGAUUUUGUCACGUUUUUCAUAAGAUUAUGGACUGAACUAGUUGGAUAAUCAACGAUCACAUCUGCACAGCUGAGCGGGCGCCUUGUAGACUAUAAUAGACAAACAAUCCCUGUCGCUAAAGAUUGAUCGAUUAGUCCCACUUUAACGUACCAACGGCUGUUUAGCGGAAAAUUCACCGAAUGGUACUAAAGGUGUUCCAGGAUAUAAAAGAACUUAUAGCUUCUAAACCUGGGGUGUGUGAUGUGAAUUUGACUGUGAAUGAACCUGUUACGGAAGACAGAAUUCGGAAGUGGGAAAUGUCGGCUAGCUUCAAAUUACCUGAAGAUAUGAAAGACUUUUACUUGACGACUAACGGGGUUGAGCUUAUAUGGUACAAUGUUUGUAAUGAGCAAACUUCAACAGUCGGACAGAUCAGAAUAAACAAACUUCAAGAUUUUACUUCUGUUAAAUUAAACUGUGUAAGUUCCGUCGGGGAAGAGACAAAGUAUGAUGAUCUUGACUUGUUUGUGGGCAGUUUGUUGGGAUCUGGAUUCAAAAGUUGGCCAUCUGCUUACGAAUUGGAGAAGUGUCCUAACGGAACAACUGUGGUAUUUAUUUUUGAUAACUGUCAAAAUGGUGUCUUUGUCUUGAGUAAUGAUCUGAGUAUUCACAAGAUCUGCAGCACAUUUGAGCAAUACAUUAGGUUGGCGAUUGUACACCUUGGUUUACGCGAUUGGCAACUUUGGUACACCACUGACAUUCCUAGUCUGAAUAGUCAGCAAUUGUGUUCACUAUAUAUACCUGAACGACUUUUGUUGAACGCACCUGAAUAUCGCGAACAGAUUUUGUUCUACUUGGAAGACCAGUGCCCUAUAUCUUUUGACCCAAAGAAAUUAAUAGACUUGGAGAUUACUAGACGUGAUCGUUCUAAAUUCUCCAGUAAAAUUGCUGCACCAGGGGUCCAGAGCAAACGAGGAAGCCUCUCACUCUGUGUCUAUCGCCAACAAUUCCAGCUAUCGAAAAACCCAGUUUCUUAUGAUACCGUUAUUGGUUUCACUUUUGGUCGUUCAACGUCCUAACCCUAUGCAAAACCAGACAGCAGAUAUCUUUUGCUAGAAUCUCGAUCCAUGGAUAUAUGCUGUUUCUCGGACAUAUAUACAAUGAUCCAGCGAUUCACUUAACCUCAGAACGACUGAAACUUUAAGUACUGGAAGAAAAUUGAAAAACAAAUAAUUUACAUAUGGUGUGGAAUAAAUUAUGCUCUCUUGUUUUCAUUAUUUUGAAAAUCUUUUUAUACAAUUGACUAUUAUCAAACCAUAGCCAUUGUAUACUUUCAGCUGUUUCUAGAUAGUGAUAUAAAGUUCUGUUUGUAUUGUUCUCA